Molecule: messenger RNA, 5850 nt
Organism: Diabrotica balteata
Lineage: Eukaryota; Metazoa; Arthropoda; Insecta; Coleoptera; Chrysomelidae
Source: the annotation of a GenBank genome assembly
GGCUUGUGCUCCACGAUACAUCUGGUUUACCAAAGACUUAAAUAGAAGAGAUCCGGUUGGGACGUGCUUUGUUUCUAAUGGAGCUUUCGAUAAUUUUGAAGAAUAUUCUCCUUGUAGAACAAUGAACUGGGGAUACCAUAGACAAGGAUCUUGUCAAGCAGGUUUUAGUGCUGGUGUUGAUAGAGUGGGAGAUCGUCUCUUCGUUGGAGCUCCCGGCAGUUAUUAUUGGCAAGGUUCGGUCCAUCAACAGAGUUUAGAAAGCAGACCAGCUGUGUUUUCUACAAGAGAAGGCAAAGCUCCAGAUGACGAUUCGUACAUAGGGUAUUCCACUGUAGUAGGACAUUUCAAACAAGGACAGGAAUAUGAAGGAAUAGCUGUUGGAAUGCCUAGAGGAAACAAAUUGAAAGGAAAGGUUCUGCUUUUUACUUGGGACCUCAAAAACUACAAAAACAUAACAAUAAGCAAACAAAUCGGCUCCUACUUCGGUUACUCUCUUGCAGCUGCCGAUGUAAAUGGAGACAAAAUGUUAGACCUUAUAGUAGGGGCGCCAAUGCAUACAGAAUCCAAUACUGAGGAAAAAUACGAUGUGGGAAGGGUAUAUGUUUUCUACCAGAGCAGCAAUACAUACGAAAGUUUUAACACCUCACAUUUUAUUGACGGAAUAAAAUCCAAAGGGAGAUUUGGACUCUCGGUAGCUUCCCUUGGGGACUUGAAUCAGGAUGGAUUUGACGACUUUGGUGUUGGAGCGCCAUAUGAUGGUCCCGACGGUAAUGGAGCAGUUUACAUUUACUAUGGUUCGAAGGAUGGCAUUAGAAAAAAAUACGGACAAGUCAUUUAUGCCUCAGAUAUAUCAGGUUCUAGAAACGCUCUAUCUACAUUUGGAUUCUCAAUAACUGGCGGAUUAGACUUGGACAAUAACGAGUAUCCUGAUAUGGCUGUGGGCGCAUACCUCGCGGACUCUGCAUUUUUCUUCAGAUCCAGACCCGUUGUUUUUAUCGACAGCUAUGUCCAAUUUCUCAGUGUCGACAAGAAAAUAGAUCUCAAACAGAAGAAUUGUAAGUUGCCAAAUGGCCAGGAAAGCACUUGUACCUUCAUAGACUUUUGCAUCAAAUAUUACGGCAAGGGAAUUCCAGACAAAAUUAAUCUCGAUGUUCAGUACAUCUUGGAUACAAAAGUAAACUCCCCUCGAAUGGCCUUUAAAAAUUUAGGAACAAGCACAUUCAAUCAAAGCAUCUUACUUUACAAAGACGCCAAAGAAAAUUGCAAACGCGAAGAAAUCAUCAUGAAAAACGAGUUUAAAGAUAAGCUUACAGCGUUAGAGGCAGAAGUUAAGUUUUCGAUGCAGGAGGAGGCCUAUUGGGACGGUUAUAGAGAUGCGCGAUCCAGAUUAACAGCCGUGCUAGAUUUGAAUAACCCACCUUCACGGUCCGAUUCUAUAACGAUCCAAAAGAACUGCGGUCCUGACGAUGUUUGUAUUCCUAAUUUACAUGUAGAAGUUACAUCCAAUGUUAACAAAUAUCUGUUGGGCUCGAAUACAACCAUCGAAUUCGACGUAAUAGUCUCCAAUUUCGAAGAAGACGCGUUCGAAACUACUUUCGAAAUUACAUAUCCCGCAGGAGUCUUCUACAAAGGUUAUAGCAAAAAAAUUGGAUGGCUUUGUAACGACGUAGGUAAUAGGACAGUCCUUUGUGAGAUAGGAAAUCCACUUCCUAGUAAAAAGAUAGCAACAUUCAAAGUGCUGUUCCAACCUUACCAUAUCGAAGGUUUACCCCGCAGCUACAUCUUCAAUACAUUCGCCAACAGUACUAACCCCGAGCUUCCAGAAACGAUGGACGACAAUCGAAAAACGAUAGAAAUCGAAAUAUGGAUCGAUGCCACCUUAGACAUUAGAGGACAAAGUUUCCCUACUCUUCAACCUCUUAGCUAUUAUAACGAAUCCGCCCAAACCUCUGGAACAAUGAAAGAAAUUAGGAAAGAGUCGGACAUCGGUCCCGAGGUUGCUCAUGUUUAUUUCGUAACAAACAAAGGUCCCUCUACAAUUAAAGAGGCCGAAGUGUUCAUUCUUUGGCCUCUUACAUCGCUUGGUGGUGAGGAUCUCCUUUACCUAAUGGAGCAACCAAUCACAAAGGGUGAUGUUAAGUGUGACCAUGUUCAAUUUGCUAAUUAUAGAAAAAUAAAAUCAGAGGCUACAUUAAACACAUUGUGGGAACGCUACAACAUCGAUAUAUCCGCUUUCAAUGCAGCUAAUGCUCAAAAAGUCUCCAAGGAGAAUGGAAAUGAACAUAACAUAGAAAUUGGAAGUGGUAUUAAUAGUGGAAUCGGAGUUAUUAAUAAACCUAGUGAAACAGAACAGGAUAUCAAAAAGGCUGGAGGCGAUUCGUCUGCGGUUUGGGCGCACAGACACAACGAAAGUACCUCAGAAGUUAGCAGUUGGGGUACACUGAAUCCUUAUGGUCAAUAUGAGCUGACUGUCAGUAAAUCAUUUACGAAAUUCAUCAACGGUCAGGCUGUUACUACGUGGGAGAACACCACAACUAUUAGAGAUGCCCAAGGUAAUAUUAUUAAAACUUUAUACUACAACGACAAUACUGACGGUCAAUAUGGCAACGGCAACGGCAACGGCAACGAUGAAUUAAGCUACAAAUUCGAACUGAGACGAGGAGAAUUCGAACACCGACAAGCAAGUUAUCAGAUCACAGUGGACGAAAAUGGAAACCGACAUAUUGUUUGGACAAACAAAACAACGAUAACGGACGAAAACGGAAAUAUUUUAAGAAGUUACUACUGGGACGAAAACACUGGCGAAGUCACACCAAUCAAUGAACAAGGAAAUAUACUCACUAUUCAGGAAGAGCUAAAAAGAGAAGAACAACAAAGAUUAGAACAACUGGAGAGGAGACGACAGGAAGAACUGCGUAGACAAGAGUUACUUAAACAAGAACAAGAGAAGAUACGAAUUGAACAGGAAAGAAAAAGACAGGAUGAAUUGCUUUUAAAACAAGAAGAGCAACGGAGAAUUGAAGAACAAAGAAGGAUUGAAGAACAGCGGAGAGUCGAAGAAAGUAAGAAAACAGAGGAAGAAAGGAGGCGAAUUGAAAUUAGAUUAAGAGAAGAAGAAAGACGAAGGGAGGACGAAAAACGACGACAAGAUGAAUUAAGAAGGCAGGAUGAAAUAAGAAGACAAGAAGAAAUAAGAAGACAGGAGGAAAUAAGAAGACAAGAAGAAAUAAGGAGACAAGAGGAAUUGCGAAGAGAAGAAGAAAGGCGAAGAAUACAAGAACAUAAUACCCCAACUACUUCAAGAUAUCCGACUUAUCCUAAUAGAUAUGAAGAAGAAAGGAGGCGAGAGGAAGAAAGGAGGAGGCAGGAACAAAAAAUUAGAGAGGACGAGAGGAGAAAAGAAGAGGAAAAACGUCGUUUGGAACAAACAAAAAUAUUGGAAGAGAGACGUAGACAAGAACAAAUCAGGUUGGAACAGUGGAGACGUCAGCAGGAAGAAACCAGAAGACUAGAGGAAGAAAAAAGGAGAAUGCAGCAAAGUGGACAAUUCGUCGGUUGGUCUGAAGAGCAGAUUAGGAGAUAUUUUGAUGAAUUGAGAAGAAGAGAAAAUGGUGGCCUAAACGGAGGGACCAGCUCCAGUAGUUAUGAUCGGUAUGGUAAUAAAAGAAUAGUUACCGGAUAUUUUGAUUCACAAGGAAAGUACCAUGCUGCCAAGAAUCCAAGUGAAAUCAUCUAUAACAAAACUUUCGUGAUUGAAAGUAGCACGUCCUUCCCUAUAGACCUCUCCUCUGGCGAAUCUCACACAUUUAGCAGUAACCUCAACGAUUUAGGCUCAGGAUUCACCGUUCAAACCAUCAACUUAGGCGGAGGAGAAAACUUAAAUUCAAGAACACGCGAAGAAUCCUACAGGGGCAGCGGAGGGCCAGUCGUCCAACUUCGGUGGAAGUUCCAACUAUAGAGGUAGCUCUAAUUAUGGGGGAAGCUCGGGCUAUGGACUCAAUUCAAACUAUGGGGGAAGUGCAAGUAGCUCGAAUUAUGGACAAGGUUCAUCUACUUAUGGACAGAGUUCAGGACAAAGCACAUCCAGUCGUGGACAGGGUUCAGGAUCUGGAUCUGGAGGAUAUAGAAGAGAAUGGUCUGCGGAAGGUGGUUCCUUUACCAGUGGCAAGCUUCCUACGACUUACUUCCACAACUCAGUUGAAGAUGACGUUCAGAACGAUGCUCCACGAAGGCAUUCAAGAACGAAAAGGCAAAUAUUGACUGAUAUUGAUCCCUAUGCUAACAUACAAGCUCUAAUUAAGUGUAAUGCUACCAAAUGUAUAUACAUUAGGUGCGUUGUAGGAGCUUUGGAUAGAGACAAGGAUGUGUACAUUGCUUUGAGGUCCAGACUGAAUGUCAGAGCACUUAGAGAACUUUCUGGUGGUGACCAAGCUAUAAAACUAUCAUCCAUGAUGGUAGGGUCGAUCACAGACUUACCAUACGUGGGAGCAAUCGAAAAACAAAAACAAGUACUGAAGAAAUACGAAAUAUUUACUGAAAUACCUGCCAAAGAAACAGAGAUUGUUCCGGAAGUAGCCCCAUUAUGGAUUUAUAUCGUAUCAGCGGUGGCUGGAAUUGUGAUGUUAUUACUUCUUAUAUGGCUGUUAAGCAAGUGUGGUUUCUUCAAGAGAAAUAGGCCAUCUCCAGCUCCCGAAAGGCAACCACUCAACAGGAACGGUUACCACAGCGGUGACGAAGCACUGUAAUUAGAACAAAUAACAAAUUUAAACACUCGGUAGCUAAUUUACUGCCCUAACAAACAAAAGACUCGAUUUUUUAAUUUAUUUUUAUUGAGUGUGUGUACAUGUGUUUAGUCGAAUGUAUAUUUUUUAUAAUUUUUUUUUUGUAUAAUCGAAUUGUUAACUCGAAUACGGCGUCUAACAUUGAUUGGAUAAUUAUUUUUAACUUCGUGUCAUUUAAUUUUUAAUCGACGGUAUAUUAGGCAUCCCCAAAAAUUAAUAAACAGUAAUAUCGCUUGUAUAUUUACAAAUGCAUGUUAAAUAUAUUAAACAAUGAUAUAGAUACGGAGCAGCUAUUAAAUAGAAUUUUUGACAACAUUGUAAAAGUAGUCAUACAAUGAUAGUAUGAUCUGUGUAUAACUUACUGUGUAUGAGUAUAAUGUUAAACUCAUAUUGGCCAUUGCAUUGCAUUGUCAACUAUAGCUAACCUUUAGAAAGACAUCAUCAUGUAGGGUACCAAAGAGUUUGUAUAAAAAUUAGAAGAAACAGCAUAAAUAAAGUUUAUGUUUAUGUACAUCAAUGAGACAAAAUAAGUUGUUAUUGGAUUAUUUCACUGAAAGACACGUUCAUUGACCUGUUGUUUCUUCUUCGUUGGGAGGAAUAUAGGUACCUAAAUAACAUAAAUCAGAAUGAACGCGGUUUGUUUCCUAAAACAUGUGAUUUAUCUGAAUAUUCAAUAUUUUAUUUUAUUUCAUUGCCAGCAAAAUAAAAUUGAACAUAUCCUUUGUCAGUGAGAUGGCGCUUGUUUAAGGGUCAUGUAUACCAGGCUCGGUUAAUAGCGUCUAACUAAGGGUGCCUUUUGAAUUUUAAUUAUAAAUGGACAAAUAUGCAACAUUUUUAUUUUAGUCAAAAUAUCGUUGUAGAUUUCUUUAGUUUGGUCCCAGUAUAAUUUUUGUUGUUAUUUUUGUUGUCGAAAAUAUCACAUUCAAUCUCCUAUGUGGUAAAGAUAAAGUCUGUACUUAUAAAUUUGUAUAAAGUUUUAUGUAAUAUUUCUUGUUAAAUAGGUUCGUUUAUUUUUUGUAACUAUAUUAAAAUAUAACAAAUUGUGAAUAAAAUAUUAAUUCUUAAUGAA